AUGGGUGCCUCGGCUUCCAGGAACUGGCUAGUCGGUGUUUCCGCGCUGGAGCCUGAACCCGAGGAAGCGCUGGGUCUGGGCCAGCUGCCCACGGAGCUGCUCGAGAUGGUGCUGAGCCACGUGCCCCCUCACGUGCUGCUCGGGCGCUGCCGCCGGGUGUGCCGGCGCUGGCGCGACCUGGUGGACUGCCAGGCCCUGUGGCUGAGCAUCCUGGCCCGAGACCACGCCGCCCUGUCACCCGUCCUCCGCACCUGCCUGCCCCCCGCCGACGACCCCAGGCCCUGCGUCCUGGGCCGCUUCUGCGAGCUCCGACCCAUAGGACGCAACCUCCUCCGGAACCCCAAGGGCGAAGGUGGGGAGCCCAGGAAAGGGGUCCUCCUCAAGGGAGCCGGUAGGAAGGGUCGGAUGCGGGGGGCGCUUGGACUCCGUGGUGGGUAUCACAAGAAGCAAGUGUUGGACCUGGAGAAGGAGGGCUUCUGGCCGGAACUCCUGGAUAGUGGAAAGAUUGAGAUUUGUGUCUCUGACUGGCGGAAGGACCAACAAAGAACUGACUGUAUAUAUCAGCUAACUGUCCGACUUCUAGAUGCCAACCAGGCCAUCCUGGAUCAUUUCUCUCCUUUGCCUUUUCCCAUCUGGAAGUGGAGAAACAGCGUCUCUCCUCGGGUCAGCCACGUGUUCUCCAACCUCAAGAAGGGCGUUCGCUUUGUGUCUUUUGAAUGCCGCAUCUGGGACUUGGAAUUCAGAAAUGAGCAGUAUGGAAUCUCUGUGACGAAUUCCAGUGUCAUCGUGCAGGUCUGUCUGUCCUAG
Molecule: messenger RNA, 807 nt
Organism: Eubalaena glacialis (North Atlantic right whale)
Lineage: Eukaryota; Metazoa; Chordata; Mammalia; Artiodactyla; Balaenidae
Product: F-box only protein 27-like
Exons: 4
Coding region: 1-807 (268 amino acids)
Biological process (GO): glycoprotein catabolic process; SCF-dependent proteasomal ubiquitin-dependent protein catabolic process
Cellular component (GO): cytoplasm; SCF ubiquitin ligase complex
Molecular function (GO): protein binding; ubiquitin protein ligase activity
Source: RefSeq, a predicted model, not a curated record